CUUUCAUUUAAGUUCAUCAGUGCCGUUCGACUUUCUUUACAUCAUCGACGUUUUACCAGAAGAAAGAACGAGAUAGAAUGAAAGUGAUCGGUUCCCUCAUCCUCCUCGCUCUGGCAUUAGGCGCCACAUCCGCCAGUUAUGCAGAGAGUGAAGGACACCACGACUUCAGCGGCGGCGGUGGCGGUUCGGGAGGCGGCUACGACCUCGGCGGCGGUCACGAGUUCGAAGGCGGCGUCCAAGAAGUUCACACUGGAGGCGGCGGUGGUGAAAUUGAACACCACCAACAACCCACCAAAUACUUCGAGCACACCAAAGCGGUACCGGUCCACGUCACCAAGAAAGUUGGUGUGCCCGUGCCUCAUCCCGUGGGUGUGCCCGUGCCCCAAGUGGUGAAAGUACCGGUACCGCAGCCGUAUCCCGUGCAUAUCAACGUUCCCCAUCCGGUUGCCAUUCCCAUUUAUAAGUUGAUCCCUCAGGAGAUUGAGAAGAAGGUGCCUAUCCACGUGGAGAAACUUGUACCGGUUUACAUUAAGAAACCUUAUAAGGUGGAAAUCGAGAAGCAUUAUCCGGUUCAUAUUAAUAAGCCUUAUCCAGUGCAUGUACCAGUUUAUAAGCAUGUGUACCACGAGGUUAAGCAUGAGAAGUAUGUUGACCAUGGACACCAUGGGCACCAUUAAUUUUUAUUAACUUUCCUCAUUCACGGACUGAAUCAUUGUGUCAUUUCCAACUGUACAUUUUUCUCUUUCCUAUCAUCCCUUCAUCCCCUAGAUCGUAUUGUUGUUAUUGUUGAUUUUGUUAAUAAAAAAUUGUUGUUUAUA
Messenger RNA from Anthonomus grandis grandis, 818 nucleotides. RefSeq lists its product as uncharacterized. The coding region runs from base 78 to 677 and encodes 199 amino acids. The record is from RefSeq and is a predicted model, not a curated record. The transcript has 2 exons. Lineage: Eukaryota; Metazoa; Arthropoda; Insecta; Coleoptera; Curculionidae.